Ciona intestinalis (vase tunicate) is the source of this 1500-nucleotide messenger RNA. NCBI's taxonomy places the organism in Eukaryota, Metazoa, Chordata, Ascidiacea, Phlebobranchia, Cionidae. The record is from RefSeq and is a predicted model, not a curated record.
CUCCGAUGAUGCUUCCCUUUGGCAUGGGUUUUUUCUUUUUAAUUUAAUCAUUUACUAAAACUAAUCAAUAAGUGCAUUGAGUAAGAUUGUAAUUUAUUUUCCAUAUUGAAUACACCAGUGAAAGAGAAUGCAAUGUAGUUGAAAUAUGUUUCCUGCAACGCAGUAGGGUAAGUAAGGUUAAUGGUAAGGGGUUGAGAUUUAAAGUGGUACUUGAAAAGUUGUUCAGUCGUUUUGCUCCUAAGUUUUUAUUGCCAUAUACAGGACCAAUCGAUGCUAGCCACUGUAUAAAGUCAUUGAAAUAAAAAUUAUAAAGAAGCAAACAAUGAAACCGGAAGCUGGUGAAUUACUUGCAGUUGAGAACACAUUGGAGAUAAAUAACAAUUCAGCCGAACAGAACUCUUCGUUUAAGUAUUCUGGUGAAAGUGGAGACAAUGAGAAUAAUACAAGCAACAUAGAAGUUUGUUCCCCUUGUAUUGUUAAGCCACCAACACAUUUCCAUCAUCCAGAAUACAUCAAUGAAGUUUUAGAUAAUGAAAAACAAAAAAUGGUUGUUGGUUCACGACAAAUCACUAACAUCCACCCGGAAACUGGAAUCGAUAGAACUUCAUUAAUUGAUGAUUCAAAUAUUCAACCAUUUGCUGUAUCAACUAAAAAUUGGUGUUUGUGUUGGUAUUCACACUGGAAAGAUAAGGAAGACAUUGAGCAAUUGCAGAACGAGAAGAGGAGAAAAGAACAGAGAAAAAGAAAAAAUGAGGAAGAAGUUUUGAAAUUACCCUGUAGUUUGGGGAAAAUGGUUUUAAAAGAACAAGACAAUUUGGAAGCUUUGCAAGAACGUCAAACAUUGGAUCCAAGAUUAGCUUCAAGAUCACCUGGAGCAAAUGACCCACUUUGUUCAAAACCAAGAUACAACAGUCCAAUACACUCAUCUCCGUCACGAACAUUGAGAGAAGCUCGAGAAGUCGGAACAAGUUUUCAAAAUUUACUGUCACAGGAUACUAAAGCCGAUGGCAGUUUUACUUCGAAUGAGGAUCAGUUUGAGAAUAGCACUUUUAUUUUGGUCAAUCAAGAACAUAAGAUGACAAAGGGCCAAUCAAUGCCUGAAAUAACUGGAAAAAUAAAGAUAUUUCCCUAUCACAUACUUGCUACAACAAAUCGAAGACUUCCAAGAGGAGUUGAUCGAACCCAACUAGAGAGACAUCUGGCUAUCAAAGAAUUUGAAAACCUUUUCUGCAUGACGCGUGAGGAGUUUUAUCGCCAACCAAAGUGGAAAAGAAUGGAUAUGAAAAAGAAAGUUAAUUUAUUUUAAGGCAUGCUUGUUGUACUAAUGUUCUAUAAAUUUCAUAAUGUGCAAGUUGUAAAUACGAUUUGUGAAUAGUGAGUUGUGUGUUGCCAAAAUUUCCUAAAAACAAACAAACAAUGCUACAGGUAUUGCAUGUUAAUUGUUCAUUAAUAUACUGCAUGGAUUUUGCGUAUUAAUAAUAAAAUUACGUUACAAAAGUG